Molecule: messenger RNA, 3024 nt
Organism: Boleophthalmus pectinirostris (great blue-spotted mudskipper)
Lineage: Eukaryota; Metazoa; Chordata; Actinopteri; Gobiiformes; Gobiidae
Gene: col9a1c
Product: collagen alpha-1(IX) chain
Exons: 39
Coding region: 1-3024 (1007 amino acids)
Cellular component (GO): collagen type IX trimer
Source: RefSeq, a predicted model, not a curated record
AUGAUUGCCACUGUGCUGGUCUUUGUGUCCAGCUCUGAGGUCCAGAGGUGUGCUGAGGAAUCUGGCAGCAGGAGGUGUGGGACCCCAUCAGUCAGACUCUUCUGUGGAAAAGGCAUGGACACAGGGUUACUGCAUGUACCCACUGGUAGGACCAGCUUCAAGGGGGACUGUGUGAACUGUGGCUGCAUCUGCUCCAUAAUCGUAUCCCACCCCGAAAAUGACCAGAUGUGCUACCUGCGUGUCUGCCUGGCUCUGCUGUCCCUCGUCCUCUCCCCAGCUCUUGGACAAUUAGACCUUAACCGGCUUGAUGGGGAUACCGUCUGCCCACCAAUCAGGAGCGGACAAGAUGAUCUUCCAGGUUUUGAUUUGAUCACACAGUUCCAGCUGGAUGUCAUUCCCCUGAAAGGUGUGAGGAAAGUGGACGGCUCCACUUCUCAUCAGGUGGCCUAUCGCCUGGACAGAGAGGCCAACUUCCAGAUUCCAACCAUGCUGAACUUCCCCCGUGGUUUCCCUGACGAGUAUUCCUUCAUGGUGACGUUCCGUAUGAUCAAGAACACGGUGAACAAAGUGUGGAACGUGUGGCAGAUUGUGGACGAGGAUGGGUACAAGCAGGCAGGCAUGCGUCUGAAUGGCGACCAGCAGGCUCUGGAGUACUUCCUGAUGGGUGCAGACGGGACCCUCCAGACCGUCACCUUCCCUGGGCUGUCGGUGCUCUUCAACACCCGCUGGCACAAGGUCAUGAUCGGGGUGGAACGUGACCAGGUUACCCUCUAUGUGGACUGCCAGCCCGUGGACAGGAAGCCCAUAAAAGGCAAGGGCCCCAUCAACACAGAGGGGGACACUCUGAUUGGACGGCUGGACUCAGAUCCGGAUGCUUCAGUAGUGUUCGAGCUGCAGUGGAUGUUGAUUCACUGUGAUCCAAAGAGAGCCCAGAGAGAGAGCUGCAAUGAGCUACCUGCCACCGAGAUGUUUGCCAAUGCUGAGCCUGACAAAUCAAUGCAAGGUCCACCUGGUGUGCCUGGCCCUGAGGGACCCCGGGGGCCCGCUGGAGAGGACGGCAGGGAUGGAAGAGAUGGUCUUCCAGGUUCUACUGGCACCCCAGGGUCACCUGGCACCAAAGGGGAGAAGGGUGAAAUCGGACUGCCAGGACAGAGAGGUCUCCCUGGCCUCCCAGGACCUAUUGGAUCUCCAGGUCCAAUGGGUCCCAGAGGGCCAGUCGGUGAGAGAGGUCUUCCUGGUUUCCCUGGACCACCAGGCCCUCCAGGCCCAGCCACUGAAGGAGCCCCCGGAGCACCAGGCAAACCUGGCACCCCCGGAGAUGAAGGAAACAUUGGACCAGAGGGUCCUCCUGGGCCAAGAGGGACUGCUGGAGCAGCUGGACCUCCAGGGCCUCCAGGUCCACCAGGGCCUGCGGGCCCUCCUGGUGCUGCUCCUGAGGGAAGUGGGGAACCUUGUCCUGCCAAAUGCCCUGCCGGACCACAGGGACUGCCUGGGCUUCCAGGGAUGAAGGGACACAAAGGUACCGCUGGUGAACCGGGAGUUAACGGCAUCCCUGGAGAGAAGGGAGAUGUUGGAGCAGAUGGUCCUCCGGGGCCGCCUGGGCGCAUGGGGGACGAUGGUGUAAGAGGGCCUAUUGGGUUCCCUGGAACCCCUGGAGAAAAAGGAGAUAAAGGUCCACCUGGUUUCAAUGGUGUCCCAGGACCCACAGGCCCACCUGGAGCUCCGGGAGUGGAGGGAAUCCGCGGACGUCCAGGGCCAGAGGGACCCAAGGGUGAAGAAGGCCCAGUGGGACCUCAGGGAGAGAAGGGACCACAAGGAGAGAAAGGAGAAUCUGGAGUGCCAGGCACAGAUGGCUUAGAUGGACUUCCUGGAGUGGACGGAGCUAAGGGAGAGCCUGGUACUCCUGGAGCUGUUGGUAUCAGAGGGAUUGUGGGUAUUCCAGGACUGCCAGGGAAACAGGGUGUGAUGGGACCCCCUGGUGAAAAGGGCGACACUGGGGACGUGGGACCAAUCGGACCUGUGGGACUCCCAGGCAAAACUGGAGAGGAUGGAGACCCUGGAGAGGAUGGUAAACCUGGAGAAAAAGGAGCAACAGGAGAAACUGGGAAGCAAGGGCCAGUGGGGCCAGCAGGACCUCCAGGAAUCCAGGGCGAUAAAGGAGAAAAAGGUGACGCUGGGGAGAAGGGACUUAAAGGACAUACUGGACUCAAAGGUGAUAUGGGACCAGUCGGACCAGUGGGGCCUAAAGGAAGUAUGGGUGACACAGGUGUCCCUGGGGAUUCCGGAGUAAAAGGAGAUCAGGGGCCUCCUGGAGUGACUGGACUCAAGGGAGAGCGUGGAGAGAAAGGAGCAAGAGGAGCCACAGGAGCAGAGGGCAGGCCAGGACAGCCAGGACACGAGGGUCUGUCUGGACCAAUGGGAGCUCGAGGCUUAGAGGGAGAGCCAGGAGUACCUGGACCCCCAGGUCCCAGGGGACUACCUGGUCCAAAAGUCAGUGAUGAGAAGCUCAAAGAAAUGUGUGCUGCUGUUGUUGAAGAACAACUGUCAGAGUUUAGGAAAGAGCUGCUGAAGAAGCCUGCAGCUCUUGGCGCACCUGGUAGCCCUGGACCAGCAGGCCCUCCUGGGUCCCCAGGACCAGCUGGAGCUGCAGGUGCAGCUGGAACCCCAGGGCCGAUGGGUCCUAAAGGUCCUCCUGGCUUCUUUGGUCUUCCAGGAGCUCCAGGUAAAAAAGGUGACACUGGAGACAAGGGAGACAAGGGAGACAGAGGAGAGGAUGGGGUUGGAAUUAAAGGAAGCCCAGGUGAACCAGGAGCCCCAGGUGCUCCAGGUGCUCCAGGCGUCGGUAAAGAUGGUAAAAAUGGAGAGCGUGGUGAGACAGGAAGUCCUGGUGUCCCGGGAGUAUCAGGUCCCAGAGGCCCCUCUGGCCCCCCUGGCCUCUGUGACCCCUCCACCUGUAUAGCCAGAAUCCCUCCUCUGUACAUGGUUAGUGGAAAGAAGGCUGCUAGCUACAAAAGCAGAAAGUGA